CGGAGCUUGCCGCUGGCGGGGCGGGGCUAUGUGGAGGUCUAUUAGCAGAGUGUGAGCUAACUCCUGCUAAAAACAGCUAAAAAACAGAGAGAGAGAGAGAACCCAAACUCACCCAGAACCAGCAGAACGGAAGCAUGGCGGAACCGGCGGAGAGAGCGUACUACCGGUUCCUGGUGCUGUUCUUUAACUGCAUGCUUACCUUUGGCUCCUACUUCUGCUUCGAUAUUCCCAGUGUUCUCCAGGAGCAGUUCCAAGGGAAUCUGACGUGCCCGAACUCGACGGUGAGUUUUGGCAGCAGUAAUGGUUCAGAGUGUGUGGAGGGUCUGGGAAUGACCCCACAGCAGUACAAUCUACUGUACGCCAUCUACGCCUGGACGAACGCUGUGGUGGUGAUCAUGGCCGGGUUCCUCAUCGACAAACUGGGAAACCGCUUUGGUGUGUUCCUGUUCUCCUUCCUGACUGUUCUGGGAUCAGCUAUCUUCGCUCUGGGGUCUCAUUUUAAAGGGUCGGAGUAUCUGCUGCCCCUCAUGCUGACGGGUCGGCUGCUGUUCGGCUCUGGGAACGGAUCUCUGACCAUUGUUCAGAACCGGAUCACAGCGUUCUGGUUUAAGGGGAAGGAGCUGGCUCUGGCGUUCGGUCUGACUCUGGCUUUCUCUCGUCUCGGCUCGGUUCUGAACUUCUUCCUGACGCAACGCUUCGAGGCGGAGUACGGCAUGCAGUGGACGCUGUGGGGGGGUACGUUACUGUGUGUACUGGGUUUCCUCUCUGCUAUAACGGUCAGUGUGCUGGAUAAGGUGGGAAUGAAACAGCUGGGUUUGGAUGGAGCCAUACAGGAGGAGUCCCGCAAAGUGAGAGUGCAGGAUAUCCGGUUGCUUUCUCUCCGUUACUGGUUGCUGGUUCUCACCAUCAUGUUCUUCUACAAUGGGAUCUUCCCGUUCAUCGCUGAUGCCAGUAAGUUUAUUCAGGAUAAGUACUCAGGUUACAGUCAGAAGGAGGCGGCGUAUAUCGCUGGGGCUGUGUAUGACAGCUCUCUGGUGCUGUCUGCUGCUGUCGGCAUCCUCAUUGAUUACGUGGGUCUGAGGGGGGUGUUUGCGGUGUUGUGUGCGGUGUUGACGUUGCCGGUGUUUGGGCUGCUGGCGUUCACCUUCGUCCCUCCGCUCGUCUCCACCAUCUGGCUCGGAGUCACCUAUUCAUUUGCUGCUGCGAGUAUGUGGCCCUCCAUCCCCCUGGUGGUCCCUCAGGCCACUCUGGGGACGGCGAUGGGUUUGGCCACCUCAGUGCAGAUGAUCGGCAUCGGAAUCUCUAACCUGAUUGUGGGGCAAAUCCUGGGAACCAAGAGCAGUGAUGCUAAGAUUCCUCUGUGGCGGUGGCAGCAGAUGAUGAUCUUCAUGCUGGCGAAUACAAUCAGCUGCAUCAUCACCUCAGCUCUACUGAAUAUAGUAGAUCACAGACAGGGAGGUAUUCUGAACAGGACGACGAAGCGAUCACAGGUGCAGAGAGCUGAAGUGCCGACAGAUACAGAACCGCUGGUGAACGAGGAAGAGGAUGGAGGAGAGGAAGACCCGGUCAACACCUCCAUCAACACCUAAACCUGUCUCUCUCUCUCUCUCUCUCUCUCUGUCUCUCUCUCUCCUUCUCAUAAACAUAAUAAAUGAAUGGAUGUUAAAGGGAAACACACUUUUCUUAUACAGGCUUAAAUAAAUAUUGGGCAUCAGGUGAGGGAGCUUCUGAUUGGCCGACAGUGUUUGUGGACGGAGACCGCUCUAGUGUUACUGUAAUAAUAUAAUAACAGCAGAUAAAUUAUAAUAGUAGUGAUGAUGAUAAUAAUAAUGUUUGGUUGUUAUUGUAUAAACAAAAUAACUUUUUUUUAGUUUUGUAAUUGAGAUAAAAGUUUUGUAAGUCGAUGUGAAGGGAAAUAAUCAGUGUUUGCAUGUUCAUGAACACAAAUGUAAAGUUUUAUAUGAUAAAAAUAAACAUUUCUUCUUUAAAAUGA
Messenger RNA from Astyanax mexicanus (Mexican tetra), 1993 nucleotides. RefSeq names its product major facilitator superfamily domain containing 1-like (gene mfsd1l). The record is from RefSeq and is a predicted model, not a curated record. The transcript has 13 exons. Gene Ontology annotation, molecular function: transmembrane transporter activity. Lineage: Eukaryota; Metazoa; Chordata; Actinopteri; Characiformes; Acestrorhamphidae. The coding region runs from base 135 to 1589 and encodes 484 amino acids. Gene Ontology annotation, biological process: transmembrane transport.